Messenger RNA from Xenopus laevis (African clawed frog), 2485 nucleotides. RefSeq names its product zinc finger protein OZF. The transcript has 2 exons. The coding region runs from base 641 to 2194 and encodes 517 amino acids. Lineage: Eukaryota; Metazoa; Chordata; Amphibia; Anura; Pipidae. The record is from RefSeq and is a predicted model, not a curated record.
CCAUUUUGGGAAAGUGAAGGGGUGGAAUUCCAGUUAAAUGUGCAGCCUUGUGCCCCACGUGACCCAACAGCCCUUGUCCUGGCACCAGAGCUUAUUGGCCCAGCUGUGAGGGAACAUGGCGAGACACACAGAGAGCAGAGACAGUCACCCUAUUCAAUCCUAUCCAAUCCCAUUGCUACUCCUCCACCCGCUUUCAGGACAAUGAACAGAGAUGAUGAGCGGAUCCCUCCCAUAAAUCUCUGCCGCCAAACAGCUGACACAUUGAGCAGCCGCGGUAACUCACAACAUCGGUCUCCGCAAAUACACAGCUCCUCCUAUUGUCCCGCCCACUCUGCUGAAUAGCCACACCCUUUAUUAUUCUACUCUACCAUUGGAUACAAAGUUGCCUUCCAGCAACGAGAUCCGCCUAGUCUGCUCUUGAAUCUGCCCAGUAAGCGGCUGCGCGCGCCCUAGGCCGGAAGCGGAAGCCCGUGCUGCUGCGGAAAGCCGGGAAUAUGGCGGCACCUUUGCCUUCUUUAUAGGUAAUUGUUCUGUGCGGGGUAGUGUUUAGCGGAAUGCGAUCGAUUAAAGGCGCCAAUCCCUUCAGGAAUAUCCGGGCUGCACCUCUAGUGGCUUUCCAGAUACACCGUGACUGUGGAUAAUGGAUCCAGACCAAGGAACACCACCUAUCACCAACAUGGACCCACCCUCAUUGGUGAUCAAGACAAGGAAGCUGAGAGAGAAACUGAAAAAUGAACCACUGAACCACAAAUAUCACCAGAGCACAGUAGAGAGUGAAACGGGUUCAUCAUCUGGACCAGGUUCCCCAGAGGCUGAAGAAGAAGUAGUUCAGGUAAAGAUAGAGGAGAGGGACUCGGAAAAUGGGCUGAACUCUCUGCCUAGAGACGUGAAAGUGGAGAAGUUUGAGUCGGACUCUGAAUAUAAUCAAGAUACAAGUGAUGCAAAAAUACUACAGAUAAAGGUAGAGGAAGAAGCGUUUGAUGCAAGUGAGGGAUGUUCAGUGAGUAAGCGGGAAGGCUGCCUACUCGAGAAGAGGAAUUGGGCGAGUCACUAUAGUCUCACGGUGUCCGGAUCCAGUGAUUCCUCUGGUACUGUGGAUAAAUCCAUGGAAAACGAUAGCUUUUUUGGAGAUUUGGGACUACACGUAGAUCAGUGUGAGCCAAACACUAGAUGUGAGAGUGACCCAGGAACUCCGGAGUCUUUUUUCUUUGUCUGUAAUAAGUGUGGCAAAUACUUCUUUCAGCAUGGUGACUUUCUCUCCCACCCCUGUGUCUCUGCCAAUAAUAUGGGUAUUAGUGGUAGCCGGCCUCCGGGGAGUUACUGCCAGUUGCAUCCGCUAGCCUAUAGUGACGGAAAACCAUUCUCAUGUACAGAAUGUGACAAAGGGAACUAUCCAGAGAGCAACCUCCAAAACCACCAGAACUUUCACCGAGGAGCCAAACCAUUUGUCUGUACGGAAUGUGGGAAAGGUUUCUCCAGAAAGUACAGCCUUAACAAUCACAUAAGAUUCCACACAGGAGAUAAACCAUUUGUAUGUACAGAGUGUGGGAAGAGCUUCCCUGAGAAGAGCAAACUCCACAGUCAUGUCAAGAUCCACACCGGAGAGAAACCAUUCAUAUGCCCAGUGUGCAGCAAGAGCUUCUCGGAAAAGUGUAACCUUUAUAACCAUCAGACCAUUCACACGGGGGAGAAACCAUUCAUGUGUCCGGAGUGUGGGGAACGGUUCUCUCGGAAGAGCACUCUAAGCAUCCACCAGAAUGUGCACACGGGAGAGAAACCUUUUGUGUGUCCGGAAUGUGGGAAAAAUUUCUCCCAAAAAAGCAACCUUCGCAGUCACCAGAGAAUUCACACGGGGGAGAAACCCUUCUCAUGCUCUGUAUGCGGAAAGAGCUUCUAUGAGAAGAAAAAUCUACACCGUCACGAGGCCAUCCACUCCGGGGAGAAACCAUUUAUCUGCUCCCAGUGUGGGAAAGGCUUCUCCGACAAGGGGGCGCUCCACACUCACUUUAGAGUGCACACCAAGGAGAAACCAUUUCCCUGCAGGGAGUGCGGCAAGAGCUUUGCUCAGAAGAGCAACCUCCAGAUCCACCAGAGGAUUCACACUGGGCAGAAGCCCUUCAUAUGUACAGAGUGCGGCGACUGUUUCUCUGUAAAGAUCAGCCUUCAGAAGCACCAAAAAACUCACUCUCUUUAGGGAACCUCAUGGGCGGGGCUACAGAUUGAGAAUCUCCUGGGAUUUAUGGGAAUAUGGUAUUGAACAUCUCCAGAUAUAUCCCACUAUAUACGAAUGGAUAUAAAUAUCCAGCCAAAAAUGAGGACUGACUAGGGGCUGGGGUGCUCUGUAAAUCCAACUAUAGGGUAUCCGUGUAAGUACAGCUAGAAAGUCUAAUUCACAGUAUUUAAUGGGCCCCACACGGCUUUGUAUCUUUUUUUGUCUCCCUAAGAAUUCUGUGGAUAUUAAAGGGACUUUGUGUUUCUAUUUAAA